AUGGACUCCAUUGCCAUCAAUGAUACCAUCGAUGACACCACCGAUCACUGCAAUGACACCAAUGAGCGCACAGUCACCACACCAUCCGCUACACCGCCGAUGACGCCUCAGAUGACACCACCGCUCGACACAGCGCUCCUCCACAUGAAGAUAUCGGGCGAUGAGUCGAGUGAUUGUGUCGACGACUCCGAUGGACAGACAUGUUGUCACACCUCUCUCACCAACACAAACAUCAACGCUUCCAUCACUUCCACCCGUGAUCUGAACAGUGAGUCCGUUGUGGCCGAAGACCAGAGCCAAGUGACUGUGGAGUCGACGGACAAAGAGGUGGACAAAGAGGUGGGACAGCCGUCGAGAGGACCGGCGCUCAACCGGAGUCGUCAUCCGUUGACAUACGGCUGGCAGUUGUGGUUCUGGAGGGCCGACCCCGGAGUGAAAGUGGUGUGGCGUCAGGCCUUACAGCGCGUCUGCAAACCCUUCCAUACCAUCGAAGACUUCUGGUGUUUAUAUCAUCAUAUCGUUUGUGUCCAACAGUUAGUGCCGCCGUCGGACUACUGUGUGUUCAAAGCGGGAGUGGAGCCCAUGUGGGAGGACUCGCACAACAUCUUAGGCGGCAAAUGGAGUCUCGAGUUCCCGAAGUCGGCCCACAAGCAGACGGACCCGCGUUUGGAU
Oppiella nova is the source of this 672-nucleotide messenger RNA. NCBI's taxonomy places the organism in Eukaryota, Metazoa, Arthropoda, Arachnida, Sarcoptiformes, Oppiidae. The record is from the annotation of a GenBank genome assembly.